Messenger RNA from Puntigrus tetrazona (Sumatra barb), 1551 nucleotides. Its product is annotated as Golgi phosphoprotein 3. The transcript is spliced from 4 exons. Gene Ontology annotation, molecular function: phosphatidylinositol-4-phosphate binding. Gene Ontology annotation, cellular component: cytosol; trans-Golgi network; Golgi cisterna. Gene Ontology annotation, biological process: Golgi organization; Golgi to plasma membrane protein transport; Golgi vesicle budding. The coding region runs from base 205 to 1089 and encodes 294 amino acids. The record is from RefSeq and is a predicted model, not a curated record. Lineage: Eukaryota; Metazoa; Chordata; Actinopteri; Cypriniformes; Cyprinidae.
CGUCCGCCAUAUUGAAUAAGGAAAUAAGAGUGGAAGAAGAGGAGGAACGUCCCGGAUGCAUGUAAACAUCCACGUCAACAGAAAGCGUAUUAAUGAAACAGUUAUAGGGGCACGGAAGAGCGUAAAUAUAGGGAUUAUCGGCUCUGGCGGAUGCACAGUUAAAAGACCGUUAAACGCGGUGGUGUUUUUAGGUUUGCGCGAACAAUGACUUCCCUCACGCAGAGAAACUCGGGCCUGGUGCAGAGACGGACCGAGGCCUCGCGUAGCGCCGCCGCCGCGGAGAAGGAGAAGAGCCCCGGCGAGGAUGAGCACGAGUCCCGCCGCGGAGAAGAGGACGAGGAAGACAAGGGAGACUCGAAGGAGACGCGGCUGACUCUGAUGGAGGAGGUGCUGCUGCUCGGCCUGAAGGAUCGAGAGGGUUACACGUCGUUCUGGAAUGAUUGCAUAUCUUCUGGACUGAGGGGCUGUAUGCUGAUUGAACUGGCCAUAAGAGGACGCUUGCAGCUGGAGGCGUCCGGGAUGAGGAGGAAAAGCCUGCUGACCAGAAAGGUGAUCUGUAAAUCGGACGCCCCCACCGGAGAUAUGCUGCUGGACGAGGCUCUGAAACACGUCAAAGAGACCCAGCCUCCGGAGACGGUCCAGAGCUGGAUCGAGUUGUUAAGUGGUGAGACAUGGAACCCGUUGAAGCUUCACUAUCAGCUGCGUAACGUCCGAGAGCGCCUGGCUAAGAACCUCGUAGAGAAGGGCGUCCUCACCACCGAGAAACAAAACUUUCUUCUGUUCGACAUGACUACACACCCCCUCACCAAUAAUAAUAUUAAGCAGCGCCUUAUUAAGAAGGUGCAGGAGGCCGUACUGGACAAGUGGGUGAACGACCCCCACCGAAUGGACAAGCGUCUUCUGGCCCUUAUAUUCCUCGCCCAUUCCUCUGACGUACUAGAGAACGCGUUCGCCCCGCUGCUGGAUGACCAGUACGAUCUGGCCAUGAAGAGAGUACGACAGCUGCUGGACCUGGAGCCCGAGGGCGAGAGCAUGAAGAACAACACCAAUGAGCUGCUGUGGGCUGUGGUGGCCGCCUUCACCAAAUGAAGCGGCUUCUGUGCGAUGAAAUGUAAAACGGUCGGACUGGCAAAAUCCGCUUUUGAGAAUUGGUUGACCAGGUGUGUCAAAACGGGAGUCUCAAGUUUUCUUUCCUUGUAGAUAUUCCUUCCUCGCUAAUCUCUCUGCAAGAUCUAUGAUUGGGUUUCUCGUUUUUGUUUUUUUUUUUUGAUAAGGGGACCGCUUUAUUUUGUCCUCGUCGAAUGCAACUGGGUACCUUCCCACCGUGGAGCGUUGGAACGUUUACCAUUUGCAUCGCCACGCGAAAUGGCUUUUUUAAAAUUCUUUUCUCGUCUAGACAGCUGCGUCGGGUGCCUAAUAGAUUUUUUGCAAUUGGAGAACUAAGCAAGCCCCUUGUUAUCCGUUUUGUGCGUUUAAUUAAAACUGAUCAAUCUGCGUGUGGUACGACUCAACAGAUGCUAAAGAAAUAAAGUACACUGCAGUGCAUCAUCA